UUUACUUUUUUUAUUUGCUGCUUUCACCGACCUUGCCAGCUUUUAUUUGUUUCGAUUUCAGUGGCGCACUGUUAGAGAUCUUGUAAACUUCACUGGUUGAUAUAUCAUUCCGUGGGAUUUUUUGCUGCUUUUUAACUUCACUUAUAUGAUCAACAUCGUUUAACGUAGUUUCAUCAUUUGCCUGCAGACAAAAUAACAAAAUGACUGUUCAAUACAGUCACUUUGUCCUAACUGGUGGCUACGGAGUGUUUUUUAGGCUUUUAUUAAAAUGGAGAGGCGGUGUCAUGAAGUUAAUUUCUUUUGACCUUAUUGUUUUUGCUAUCCUUUAUAUAGCGAUCAGUUUUAUGUAUCGUUAUGUUUUUUCUGAAAGCACCCAGAGAGGUUUUGAACGCUUGAUUUUAUUCACAAGCAAAUCACAAGCUAUGAUACCAGUGGCAUUCAUUCUUGGUUUCUAUGUGUCUUUAGUAUUUAAACGUUUUUGGAAUUAUUUCACCACUAUACCAUGGGUAGUGAGGUUCGCUGUAACUUUGGUCACGCAUUUACCGGGUACUACUGAUCGUAUACGCCUUAUACGUCGUACGUGUAUGCGUUAUGUUCUAGCCACUCUUAUCAUUGCUUGUGCACGUCUGAAUGUUGUCAUCAAGAAAAGAUUUCCUACUUUCGAUUUUUUCGUUGUAUCAGGUAUUCUUACCGAAGAAGAAGUUCGAAUCAUUACGAGUGUACAACCAGCUCAUGUUCAACCAUUUGUUCCAAUUGUCUGGGCUACAUCAUUGAUGGCAUUAGCACAAAAAGAAGGCUUCUUUAAAAAUCAACAUUCGCAUACACUUUUGAUUAAUGAAAUGAAUACUUUUCGUGGAAGCAUAUUGGAAAUGAUGCUGAUGGAUGCUAUAUGUAUUCCACUUGUUUAUACUCAGGUUGUAACAUUAGCAGUGUACUCUUAUGUGAUUGCUUCCCUCAUCAGUAGUCAAUUUAUCAUCAGUAGUUCACCUCUUGCUGGAAUGGCGAAAUCAAAGGAAUUAUACUUUCCAUUGUUCACACUAUUAGAACUUAUUGUCUAUGUUGGCUGGUUAAAAGUAGCUGAGACAUUAGUCAAUCCAAUGGGCGAGGAUGAUGAAGAUAUUGAUAUGAAUGAAAUCGUUGACUUCAACUGGAAGAUAGCAUGGUGUAUAGUGGAUGGGAUGAGAACAAGUGCACCAGCGGUUGUACGAGAUGUCCACUGGAGCCAAUCUGUUGUUGAAUUACCACAUACAGAAAGAUCUAGACGAUUGACAGUUGGCUCAAUGAAAGGAUCUACACACGAUUUGAGUUUUCCAAUCAACCCAGAACUACGUGCUCUGCUGUCAGCGAUAACUGCGGGUCAACAUUCACAAGUGGGAAGUACAGAAUCAUGUAAUGCUAGUGAAAGUGAACCUCCGCAUAGUCAAGAAUCACAAGAUCGUCGAAUAUCACACACAUUCACUUCAACAACAACUAAUGUUGUCCAUGAACCUAUCAAAGAAGAAGAUGAAGAAUGCGAAGAGGAUUUGUCGAGUAAGGAAGCAAAACCAAAUGAUGUUGACAAUACAGAUACAAAUGGUGGCGAACAACAUGAGGAUGGUUAUUCCAAGCUUUAAUAGCUUAUCUGUGCUUAUCUCUUAUAUAUAACCAUGUCACAACGCUUUACUCAUUCUCAUUCCACUAUGUACGUUUGCCUUACUUCGUGUUAUAGACUUUAUCAGGAUUGAAAAGCUUUCUGGGAUCACUUCCAUGCGUGUAAUUCACACAACAAGCCUGAAAACAAAACCUUAUUCCUUCUGGUAAUCUGCUAAUCAUCCAUGUCUUCGUCUUCAUCCACUUCCUCCUCCUCCUCCUCGUAUUUACUCUAUCUCAACAGUGUAGAGUUCUGUGGAAGCCUCCAUUAUUUUGGUACUUUUUCUACAACUCUUUAUUGCCAUGACAACUUAUUUUUUUCUUUUUGUUUUGUGUCAUUUCUAAAUAAAGCUAUUUUAGUUUAUUUAAUCUUUCUUUUGAUAAUUUAAUAAUUAUUCUCACUGUAGGAUUAAGAAUACAAUAAUAUAUUUCAG
Trichobilharzia regenti is the source of this 2063-nucleotide messenger RNA. The record is from the annotation of a GenBank genome assembly. Lineage: Eukaryota; Metazoa; Platyhelminthes; Trematoda; Strigeidida; Schistosomatidae.